Lingula anatina is the source of this 2192-nucleotide messenger RNA. Its product is annotated as neurexin 1. Lineage: Eukaryota; Metazoa; Brachiopoda; Lingulata; Lingulida; Lingulidae. The record is from RefSeq and is a predicted model, not a curated record.
UAACGGUACUAAUACACGAGUUGCGUGUACGCAGUCAUUUCCGUGGACCGCUUUUAAUGCUGAUUGGUUUUCGCAUACAAUUGGAUGGUUUCCACAAUUAACCAACGGUUGUAGUAAGACAAAGACAGUAGCCGCCUGUCCACUUUGGUGAUUCAUAACCGUUCGCGUCGCAGGGUAUUAUUCAAUAGUGUCCUUGCAGUGGCCUGGGAACGGCGGGAUGAUUCUUCAGUUCUUUGGGAGCGGAGAGAAGGGAAUGCUGUGACUAAAUAAAAGAUAACGUGCUCUGGAUUUUGUUGCCAAAUAAGGCUGUGAAGUGUCGGUGGGGACAGUGUGAAUAACUGUCAGCUUCGACUUUGGAGUGCAAUUGAAUCUACUUUUUUGAGAGACGCUGGAAGUAACCAACGGGUUGGCCACACAACAAGCUCGGACUAAGCACAGUCGCAAAGAGAUCAAAACAGCACAAAAAACGUGCUGUGCGGUUAUUUCAAGGAUAUUCCAUAUCUAAAAAAGUGGGAGAGUCGUAAUAGAAAGAAGACAUAAAAAACAAUGUGGGAUGCCAUAAUCAAAAUAACGGCCUUUUUAGUGACCUUUGCCCUUCGUAAUGCCCGCGGGUAUACCAUUGGUAUAACAUCACAGGCUUCUUAUGCCAAAUACACUAAGUGGAACCCCUGCCCGGAUGGGUCUUUGAAAUUUGAAUUCAAAACCCAAGAACCGGAUGGCCUACUCGUUUAUUUGGACGACGGCGGGAGUCUCGACUUCAUUGAGGUGAAACUGGUCGAUGGAGCGUUACAAUUUCGAUAUAACAUGGGCGAAGGCGUGGCCACAGAAAUUAACCUGGGCGGAAACCUUAACGACGAUGCCUGGCACUCGGUUCAAAUAGAGAGACAAGAUGGCGCCGUUCAGUUGGUGUUGGACGCUGAGAGAACAUCAAAAUCGGUUCCUAAUGACAAGCCGCAAUUUGGUGAAUUGGAAGGAAACAGUUUUCUGUACAUAGCUGGACUUCCGGUCCAUUUUAAAAGUGACUUGAGGUCUCUCGCCCUCCCAUCUGCAGCCUUCGAAUCGCCCUUUGCAGGAAGCAUUAGGAAUUUGCUGUAUUCAAAUUGCUCCAAAGCGUUUGGGAGUCCAAUACUUCUUGAUUCCGUUGGCAUUGAGAAGGACGUUUCUGACCCAUGCUCCAGCAAAAACGUGUGUAUGAACAAUGGGACGUGUCUUGUCACGGAUACUGGCGCCAUCUGCGACUGUUCAGCGAUCAAUUUUGAGGGAGAGUUUUGCGAAAAAGCUUCACUGCAGUCCUUCACUGUGGUUUUUACCACUCCUAUGCCAUCCUCAUCUACAUCCAAGCCAGUGACAGAGGCUCGCGAACUCGUUGACGCAACGACGCCAGUUGGGGGGUCGGGAUCCACAAACGGCGCCAACUCUACAAUAGGAAAUAUCCUCUACUGCAUUCUGCUAGCUUCCAUUACGUGGAAACUAGAAAGUGGCGACCUCCUUUGAGAAGACGGAAGACUAUGGCCUGAUAAGCUGUGCAGCACUGAUAGCUAUUUAAAGUGGUCCAGUAACUUAACUGUGGGUUACACUGACAGACUGAAAAAAUAAACUAAAAAGAAUUUUUUGAAAAAACUAAUAGAUAUAAAGAAUAAGGUAAAGAGGAAAGGGGAUUAUAAAGAAAGAUAAAUCCCACCGUAGGUCUGAAUUGUAAAGAUAUCAGUAUUACGCAUAAAUAUAGUGGCACCUUGUAUGAAAAAGACUGAUAAUCUCUGUGUAAAAUUCUUUUACGUUGUUGUCGUUGAAGUUAGUAGCACAAGUACUAUGUCCCUGUGUAUGUUUAGGGGGGGGGGAUUUUUUCUCAGUUUUCGGCCUUUCAACUUAAGUGGUAGCUUGAAUAAAAAGUCUAUAACGUCAUCAAUCUGGUGCGUGUAGCGAUGCAUUAGCACUUCAAAUGCAUAUUAUAUACUACAAUGUAAAACAGCUAACAUGAAAGGCCGAAAACUGAGACAAGGCGGGCUUGUGGUGCUUCGAAAAUUGUCUUAAAAUUUUUACCAAAGUAUCUUUUAACAAGGUGAGUAAAGUGUCAUUAAGGCAAAAUACUACCACUUUAUGCAUAUUUGUCAGUGGGCCUAUUUGCGUCAAAAAAUAACGACCCUGAUACCUGGGAAAAUAGGAUGAAAACGGGGAACACAUAGUUCGUGAAU